This is a messenger RNA of Opisthorchis viverrini, 285 nucleotides long. RefSeq lists its product as hypothetical. The coding region runs from base 1 to 285 and encodes 94 amino acids. The transcript has 2 exons. The record is from RefSeq and is a predicted model, not a curated record. Lineage: Eukaryota; Metazoa; Platyhelminthes; Trematoda; Opisthorchiida; Opisthorchiidae.
AUGUGUACCGUAUCCGCGACAAUGACCAUGUACGGAGCCAACAAAAUUCAGCACAAACAUUUCGUAACAGACAUAAAACUGAGGACUGUCCAGUCUACUUUUGCCGACUGUGCGGCGUUGCAUCGGCUACGAUGGCAGCCCACUUACCGGCCGGCAAGCGCUCGUCCAAUGGAAUUUGGCGGGUCAAGGCCAGGCGAGGCGGCUAACGAAUCCCGGUUGGGCAAAUGGAUCGAGUGGAAAUUCCACUCGCGAUUGAGCGUUCAAUCACAUGCUCGCAUCCAAUAA